This is a messenger RNA of Opisthocomus hoazin, 888 nucleotides long. The record is from RefSeq and is a predicted model, not a curated record. NCBI's taxonomy places the organism in Eukaryota, Metazoa, Chordata, Aves, Opisthocomiformes, Opisthocomidae.
AUGUGCACUCAUGGCAGGUACAAGUCCAAGCUGCAGUGCGCGACGGACUAUUCUGCAGGCCUGACAGUGGAGCAGAAAUGUGAGCUGGCUGAGCGGGAGCUGUCUGAGACGAAGGAUGAGAUUCAGAGGAUGAAGGAGGACUCGGAGCAGACCUUGCAGUACCUCGAGGCAGUCAUUGAAGAAGCAGACAUUUGGUGCGCUGAUGUGCAGAAAGCCAUCAGUGACUUUGAGAAAGACAUCGUCAGCACCAUAUCCAGCAAGAAAGGGAGUAUCAGAGCUUCCGAUAAGCUGCUGAGAUACAUGGAGGAGAAGAACUGCCAGCGGGAUCUGCUGAGACAGAAGUUGCGCUUCAAAAACUCUUUGCUCAAGGGUGACAAGAAGAAGCUACAGCAGCAGCUCAAGCAGAAGGAGCAGAUGGGAGAGACAUUCCUUGAGUUCCGUCUGCAGCAGCUGCAGGUUAGAAAUGCCCAGUACCAGCAGAAGAUUGCUGAGAAGAACCAGGAGCUGCUGCAGCUAAAACUGACCUCAGAGAAGACUGUCCACGUCCUCAACUUCUAUAAAACGAAGCUGCAGGACUCCAUGGCAACGUCCGCGUCUCUGAUGAAAGACAUCUCCCAGAGGAAGGAGCUGCUGGAGAAAACUGAAAGAGAAGCUGUUCUGGUGGAGGAGCAACGAGCCGAAGCUGAGGGUGUGGAUUGGCAGCUGCAGAAGCAACUCUCAGACUACAGCGUUCCCCCUGUGCUGAGUUACGUGUGGAAGAAGAUGGCUGUUACUGACCUCGAAAAGAGCCUGAAGGCUUGGGAGAGGAAGGUGGCCAUUGCCGAGAUGUCCUUGCAAAGCUACCGCAGAGCAUGGAAACAGGUCGUGAUGUCUGGUAAGCAGCACUAG